This is a messenger RNA of Spirodela intermedia, 1652 nucleotides long. Lineage: Eukaryota; Viridiplantae; Streptophyta; Magnoliopsida; Alismatales; Araceae. The record is from the annotation of a GenBank genome assembly.
AUGUCUCUGUCAUUUCCACCUUUAAGUGAUCUCACUACAUAUGGAGUUUCUCCUCCUCUAGAUAAAAUCAUUCUACUAAGUCAUAUAUUUAAUUAGAGUUCACCUUUACUUGGUCUCUUCUUGAAAAUCUCAGAUUUGGUCAAGUUUAUUCUAGGACAUGAUACCUCCAAAUUCUAGAUCAACCUAAGAACCCAAACUUGUCUUAACCAUAUCUUUUUCUACAGAAAAUACUAAGAGUGGCCAGUUCAAUGACCUUUCUAUUGCCCUUGAAAAACCCUCAUAGGACUAUACAAAACACCUAUUAUACCCUUCAACCAACUUUAUUUCCUAACAUAGCAUUUCUCUCAUUUAUAGAACCUUGCUACCAUGGAUGGUAUUACUAUUCCAAUUAAUGUUUCAGAAGCUCUCUCCAAGAAAGAGUGGAACAAAUCAUAAAUGAUGAAAUGGGUGAUCUUAAGAAAAACAACAUAUGGGAACUUGUAAAAUUGGAUGUAAGUGAGUCUACUCUAUAAAAUGUAAAGCUGAUGGAUCAAUAGAAAGGUACAAAGGCAUACUUGUAGCUAAAGGAUAUGCACGAGUUUAUGGAAUAGACUACCAUGAAACAUUUUCUCAUAUGGCAAAUAUGAACAUAAUCAAAAUUAUUCUAUCUUUGGUAGUUAUUUUAGUUGGGAUAUCUAAUAAUAUAAUGUAAAGAAUGCCUUUCUUCAUGGGAAUCUUACUGCUGAAGUGUAUAUGUAUCAUCCACCUAGUUAUGAAGGACAAUUAUCACCUAACAUUGUUUGCAGACUCAAGAAGUUGUUCUAUGGAUUGAAACAAUCUCAUGUGCAUGGUUUAGGAGAUUUUUUGCAGUCAUACAGAAAUUUGGUUAUUGUCCUAGCAAUGCUGAUUAUUCUUUAUUUUUUAAACAUAUUUCACUACGGGGAGUUACUAUACUUUUGGUUUAUGUUGUUGAUAUCACAAUUACAAGAAGUGAUGCCAUUGAACAAGAAAAUUUGAGCAAAUAUCUUGCCAUAGAGUUUGACAUCAAAACGUUGGGUCGUCUUAAAUAUUUUAUGGGCAUUGAGGUGGCCCAUUCUUCUAAGAGUAUCUUCAUUUCUCAAUGAAAGUAUAUAGUAGUAAAGGAUAUUGAAAAGUUUACAUGUAAAUCAGCCAGCACUCCUCUUGAUCCUAGCCACAAACUUUGUUUUGGCAAAGGGGAGAACUUAUUGAUCAAGAGAUGUAUCAACAUCUCAUUGGAUAGUUAAUAUAUCUCAUACACACUAUAGUUGACAUUUCUUAUGUAGUUAGCCUCCUAAGUCAAUUCAUGCGUCAACUAAAUGAAUUUCAUCUUCAUGCCACUUAUCGGGUGCUACACUACUUGAAGGUAACUCUUGAAAAGGUAUUUUCUUCAAAUAUGGUGGUAACAUAUCAACUGAGAUAAAUAUAGAUGCCAACUAUGCUGGUUUUACCUUAGAUCACCAAUCAACUUUGAGUCUUCUGAUGUUUCUAGGAGGAAUUUAGUUACUUGGUGCAGCAAGAAACAAAAUGUUGUUGCUCAUUCAAGUGCAGAAUUAGAAUUCAAAGCACUUGUGCAUCAAAUAUGUGAACUGCUUUGGGUGAAGAUUUUACUCAUUGACCUAAAGAUUCCUCUUUUAGGUUCUAUGAAGCUCUAA